Messenger RNA from Periconia digitata, 251 nucleotides. Lineage: Eukaryota; Fungi; Ascomycota; Dothideomycetes; Pleosporales; Periconiaceae. The record is from the annotation of a GenBank genome assembly.
UCUGAUAGUUGGGUAGCUUAUUCGCAAAGGCUGUUUUUCGUGAGCUAUUCGUCCUGCAUAUGUACUUUCCAAAUAACUGGGCUGACACGCUUCCCGUACAAUUCUCAGGCGGCUCUGUUCUGAUACCAAGGGUAAUAUGCAAAAUUAAGAUCAAGCAAACUACGUCCGAAGGUCACAGUAGUGUUCUCCCAGAUCUAUUCAACUCGACUCUCAAACAUCAACAAGACACCCUAAUUCCGAGAAGCCACUAG